Molecule: messenger RNA, 1311 nt
Organism: Nilaparvata lugens (brown planthopper)
Lineage: Eukaryota; Metazoa; Arthropoda; Insecta; Hemiptera; Delphacidae
Product: cell division control protein 2 homolog 1-like
Exons: 2
Coding region: 165-1178 (337 amino acids)
Biological process (GO): protein phosphorylation
Cellular component (GO): nucleus
Molecular function (GO): ATP binding; cyclin-dependent protein serine/threonine kinase activity
Source: RefSeq, a predicted model, not a curated record
UGUAAGCGGGACAGUCAUUUUUACGCCUCCAAAUUUUACUUUUUCUGAAUAAUAUUGAGUUAAAUUAGGGAAGUUGAUCCAUUAAUUCAUUUUAUGAGAAAUUUUUCCGUUGUGUGAAUUUUUCCUUCUUACUAUCAACUAGUUUUUCGAAUUGAGUUACCAAAAUGCUCCCGGCGUCACCCACAUCUAAGGAAUAUCUGUCAACUGUAACAACAUCUUCUCCUGAUAAAUAUGAAAUAAUGGGUAAGAUAACAGAGGGUGCUUAUGGAAUGAUUCUUAAAGCCUAUAAUAAAGAAGAUAAAGAUGCAGGGUUUUUCGCAAUAAAAACGAAUCGCCACAAAGGAUACGAAGGAGUUGUCACAGUCAAUGAUUAUAUUGAAGUAAAAGCUCUGAUGAAACUGAAGAAUGAAAGAAACAUAGUGCAUCUGAUCGAAUUAGUGCAGGAUGAAGAAAGAUUCGGUAUGGUCUUGGAGCUUUGCAAAGCAGAUAUUGGAGAUAUUUUGCAUAACAGAAGAAUUUCAUUGCCAAUGUGUGAUAUAAAACUCAUCCUCAAAGAAAUACUGACCGGAGUCCGUGCUAUUCACAGACAAAACAUCUUUCAUCGGGAUAUAAAGCCACAAAACAUACUUCUUUCUUUGGAUGGCACUGUGAAAAUCACAGAUUUUGGAAAUUCAAUGGAUAAAGGUAUGGAAGAAUACGAUCCGAAUUGUUGUACAAUAUGGUAUAAAAGCCCUGAACUUUGCUUUGGCCAUACACAUUAUAAUGAGAAGAUAGAUAUCUGGAGUGUCGGAUGUUUGGCAGUGGAGUGUUGGAAACGUACCAUCUUCUUCCGUGGAGAAGAUGACAUGACCCACAUGGAAAAGGUCUCCGAAGUGUGUGGAUUCUGCGACGAGUCCGAAUGGCCUGAAGUGAAAGAAUUCCCCAACUACGCGCAAAUGAGUGAGGCAUUCGGCAGCAAAUUCAAGGAGAAUAAACUUGAGACCUGUCUAAUACAUUUGACACGUCACACGGGAGCAGCCAAGUUUUUGUGCAAAUUGAUCAAGCUGACCCCGUCAAAACGACUGACCGCUGCUGAAGCACUUGACGACCCUUUCUUCCAGUCUGUACCGGCACCGUCCAAUGAUCUCUCCAAUGUUAUCGCCGCCCUCAACAACCUGCAACUCCCAGGCAUCGAAUAGAGAUGCAUUCCUGUUUUCGUUGAUAUUAUCUAGACUACCUACCGUUUUCAAGUUUGACACCAUCAUCUAUAGAAUUAAGUACACCUACCAGACUUCAAGUGUCACACAGCAAUAAUUGAGAGAAAUUUCAAAG